This is a messenger RNA of Nannizzia gypsea CBS 118893, 420 nucleotides long. RefSeq lists its product as hypothetical. Lineage: Eukaryota; Fungi; Ascomycota; Eurotiomycetes; Onygenales; Arthrodermataceae. The coding region runs from base 1 to 420 and encodes 139 amino acids. The record is from RefSeq and is a predicted model, not a curated record. The transcript has 2 exons.
AUGGACAGGACUAGGCGACCCAAGGGCGGAUCUUGCCGUGGGUACAGUCGGGGUAAAAAGCCGACCAGGGCAGCGAGAGGGAGAGAGAGCCUCAAGGGAGGACGGGAGGACGAGGACGAGAAGAGGAAGACGGCGCCAGCAGCGAGUCGAGGGUCGAGGGUCGAGGAGGGCGAAGGAAGACGAGGAGGAUGUUUCAACGCAGGGAAGAAGGAUCGAGACGGAGUCUUGGGAGGAGGGAAAGGCUGCCAAGAGGCGUUUGACGAGGAAGAAGAAGAUGAAGAUGAGACGGAAGAAGAAGAGAUAAAAGAGAUAGAAGUAGAAGAAGAGAAGAAAAGAAGAAGAGAAGAAGAAGAUAAGAGUCGCAGUGCAAAGUCGCAGCGAAGUCGCAGCGAAGUCGAGCUGGUGACCGAGAGUAACUAA